GAUCACGCGUGUUUCAAAAUGACCGCCAUUGUUUGGAUGUGCAGAGUAAAACGUGUGAUUGUCACUUCACGUUGCUUUGUUUUAGCCACAAGAUAUUUCUACAAUUGCAAAAAUCACUCAAAGGUAUGAGUAAAUUAUGUAAUGAAAGUAUUAGUCUACACAAAAGGCUCUAAUGAACUCGUUAAGAAUUAUCAACAAAUAUGUACAGUUGCAGUAUGGCGGCAAAUGUGACUGUAUUGUGUAUUUGUUUAGAAAACGGGAGGAAGCAUUUUUCACUGUAAUAAUAUACAUGACAAUCACAGCACACAGAAAUAUCACACAAAUUGUGUGAUAUUUCUGUGUGCUGUGAUUGUCAUGUAUAUUAUUAAAGUGAAAAAUGCUUCCUCCCGUUUUCUAAAUAUAUUAGAGGCUAUACACUGUUUUUUGGGGGGUUUAAAUAUACGAAGUGACUAUAUGACCGGCAGCCGGUCACGGUUUAUCAAAUACUAAAUGGCCGGCAGACUAGUGACUAUGUUAAAGUUGAAUUUUUAUAAGAUAAACCUAUCCCCAACCCCAAACCCUUUUCUAACCCUAACCCCUAACCCUUUGAGAGUUAGAAAAGUCGGAAAAAAAAGUUUAAAAAUUUUAAGAAAAAAACAGUGCUAAGUCAGACAAAACACAUCCCGACCCCGACUGCGCUUAACUUUCCGCACGCAGCGCCUUUGCCGUAUGAGCUAACGGCAAGCUCGGUAAAAGUUAACGCAAACAAAAGUUUUUAUAUUCAACUAUAGUCACUAGACUGCCGGCCAUUUAGUAUUCGAUAAACCGUGACCGGCUGCCGGUCAUAUAGUCACUUUGUUAAAUAUAAAUCUGUUAAAAGUAAUACAACAUGAUGAAUUAAAUAUUUGUCAUUUAUAUUUGUUUCUUUCUCUGUGUAUAAAGGACAAAGUCCAUUAAUAACUAAAAUAACUAAAGUUAUUCCGAAAACGGUUUUCGGAAUAACUUUAGUUUAACGUGUGCAUAGUUACAGUACACAAAUUAUUAAAACUAUAGUUAUAAUUUAAUUUUUUUUCAGCAGUAAUAAUCAGGGGUGGAAAAAGUAUCAGAUCGUGGGACCAUUGGUCCCAGAAACUUUUUGAAUUCUCAGAAAAUUUCUUUUAUUUUGUAAUAAUUUAGAUAAAAAAAGAAAUUCAAAGGGAAAAUAAUAGAGCGAUAGUGUAUAUUAAAUAUAUAAAUGCAAAUGCAUUUUUAGCCAAUUUGGCACACCUGAUUUUCAAAAUUUUCUGGGGGAUCUUCCUGGUACACAUGUAAAAACACUCCGGCACGGGCUUUAGGACAAAUUCAAUUGAACAACAAUAGUAUUCUAUCUAAAUAGCAGUUAAAAUAAAGUGUACAGCACCUGAACUGUUCAAUAUCUUACUUCUGUAUCCAUAAAACAUUUACAUAUAUGCAAAUGCUCUAUAUUUUCAGAACCCGCCAUAUUUAUUUACAUUAGAGCCCAAGCUUUCGCCGUUUCACGGUUCACACGAAAUAUUACGUCGGUGAUUUUCACUAAUAAUAAGAGGGUAGGAUCAUCCAAUUGUUCAAUCGUUUGAAGUGCGAGGAAACCAUGCUUCCAUAUAUGGCACAAACGUGUCCCCAACUUCUUAUAUGGCACAAACGUGUCCCCAAAAUUAUUUUAACGAAGCCGUUAUGAUGUCAUAAGAUUCCUCCCGCUCGGAACGAUUUGAACAGGUCACGUGGUACAGAACCCAGACAGCUGAUUGGGUUAGCGAGUGACAAUGCCCACUUUAAUCCUACCCUCUUAUUAUUAGUGAAAAUCACCGACGUUAAUAUUCCGUGUGAACCGCAAAAGUUUGGGUUCUAAUGUAAAUAAAUAUGGCGGAUUUUGAAAAUAUACAGCAUUUGCAUAUAUGUAAAUGUUUUAUGGAUAUAGAAGCAAGAUAUUGAACAGUUCAGGCGCCAUACACUUUAUUUUAACUGCUAUUUAGAUAGAAUACUAUCGUUGUCGAAUUGAAUUUGUCCUAAAGCCUGUGGCUCAGGUUGAUGCAAUACUGAUGAAAACAGGAUUGAACAAUGUUUUGCUGCCCACAUUGUUCAUAGCUGUCAACAAUAUUGAACAAUAUUGUUACACCCGAUUCAGGCUCAACAACAUUGUUCAAUAUUGUUGACAAGUGUGAACGUGGGCAGCAAAACAUUGUUCAGUCCUGUUGAGCAACAGGCUCGGCGUUUUUUGCUGUGUAGUCCCCCCUAGCAAUGGCCUUUUGCAUCUGUAAUCAUUAUCUUCUAAGGAUCCGAACCUUGAUGCAGUGUGGAUUAUAACGGUCAGCAGUCGGCUAUAUGUGGAACAAAAACACUGAUGAAUUAUUUUUUUUCUGUACAGACAUGUUGACCGAUCAGAUAGAAUACACAGUUUUCAGUUAAAUUAAGCACUGUUCAAAAAGCAUGCAAGAAAAAGAACUCAAAACGUUUUAUUGCAUGACUUCACUACGUGCAACAAACAUGUAUGGUACCAACUUUAUGUACCAGGCAUGUAGAAAAUUUGACAACAAUACAACCCUCGAAAUUCAACUAUUUUUGCCUCGGCAAAUAAUUGCCGAAGCCUUUCGAUAAUUUUCGAGUUUGCCUCGGCAAUUUUUUUUGCCGAGGCACGCAAUGAAAUCACCUUAAAUUCCUUCGGCAAUUACUUCGGCACCCUUCGGCAUUCAUGUCGGCAGUUAAAGUAAAGUACAUACAGAAAUUAUUGUAAACAAAUAUUAUAACGAGCGUAGGUUCUGAGACUUUUGACGUUCGACAAUUUGUUGUUAUUUUACAAAUUCCUGAUUCAAAAUUUAAAAAGUUAGUGGUAAUUUACAACCAAUUGUAAGAAAGAAUAAACUUGACGGUAAAAUCACACGACAGUCUAAAAGAUAAAACAAAGUUUCUCGACGUACCGUCUUUAAACCAUCAAGAUUGUUCUUUAUUUCAACCGAAGACGACGCUGCAUGAAAAGCUCAAAUUUAAAUAUUUUGUAAAGUAGCUAUGAAUGAAAUCUUCUGUUGUUCACCCAACGUCGAUGACAACAAUUCGAACAAAGAAGUGAUACAAAAAACGAACACUGUAGUUUGUAUAUUUAAGAAGAAAAAAAAGAACAGAAACUGUAGUUUGUAAGUUAAGGAACAGCGGGUGGAAUUGCCUCGGCAUUUUUUUGCCGAGGCAAACUAUGAAAAAUCGUAACUUGCCUCGGCAUUUGCGUCGGCAAUUGCCGAGUGCCGAGGCGAAUUUCGAGGGUUGCAAAAGGGACCAAGAAUUUUUCAGUUGCAUGGAUUGUUGGGACUGCUUACCAAAAGUUAAGUAUGAUCGGUAUUCGGUCAUGAUUGGUCAUGUGGGAAGUGAUCAGCAUGACCAUUCAAUGUAAAUAUUGAAAAGGUGGCCGACCAUUACUAGCCAAUGUUCGAGCAACUGCACACUUAGACCUAAGCAAUAUUGUUAUAAUCCACACUGCCCUGAUGCAUGUUAUCAAAAUUUGUUUUAUGUUAUAUCCCUAAAAGUAUUCUUAAUUUAAUUUAAGAUUCUCAGUGUACUGAAAUUCUUUUCUGUUAAAACAUAGCUUGACAACUUGUUAGUGUCACACGGUUAUAGUGUCCGAGUGUCAAUUUAGUUGAUUAUUUGCAGAAUAUUUUCAAUGUUUUCUUGCAGUCCCAGUUCUAAAGUAAAAUAUUUUUUCCACCCCUGCUGAGUAUAAAAAUUUUACAUUGGUCUCUAUUUUCCUAAGACAUUGCUCAACAUUCUCAUGCACCACUGAUCAUGGCUCUAAUAAUAUCAAAGGCCACAUAAAAAAUAGUGCGAUGAAUGUCCUUUAGUUUUGGCUGUUUUGCCAAAAGUUGGGUGGGCCGUGGGCAGGCAGUUUUUUCUCAAAAAGAUUUAGAUCAAAUAAACACAUGACAAGGUACUUUCAAGACUGCUAUACUGCAUGGACUGCUACAAUGUUUAGUGACACAGUCAAAACAAGAUAUAUUUGGUUAAAAAACAGACAAGGAAGCUGAUAUAUGAAGUAGUUUUUAACAUUUAUUUAUAUUUGUAAAAACCAUGGGGACAACAGGAGUGCAAAAAAUAAUAAAACAUCAUAACUGGCAAAACAUCAGAACAUCGAUGAUAUAUGAUCUAUGAGCAAUCAAUCUCAUAUUUCCGCCGUCUUGACUUCUUGACGUGUUGCUGACUGGAAGAGAAUUCCAUCAGUUCCGCUGUAUGAGCUUCUGGACAAAUAGCGGCUAGUAGGAUGCAAGAUUGAAAAGGAUAUUGAUGUAUAAACAUUGUCUAUUGUAAAUUUAGAAAAAUCUGUGAGUGCAGUUCAUGUUAAUAUUCAUAAAGUACUUAUUCUCUUGAAAUUGUGGACGGAAAGGAUUUUCCUCUCUCCUUUGUGUUCGUCCCUUGUAUGCGCGUACAAUGUGCAUAUAUAAUUAUGCAGUACUGACUGAAAUAAAAUGUUUGAAUGAUACAUUUUCUUUUCAUAGCUUGUACCUAGUUUACAGAAGCUAACUCGACGUUUUAUAACCCCUGUUGUACCACCUGUGUUGGCACUUUCUGUAUUUGGCUGGAAAAGUGAACCGAAAAUGGAGGUAACAAAAUCAGAGCCAGAAGAGGCUGAGGCUGAAGCUGUGAAACAUGCUGAUGAACUGUAUCGUUCAAAAGAAGAUAAAGAAAGCAAUGAAGUCGAGGUUGUGAAAAGUUUACACGCCUUUCUUACACAGUAUAAAGAAAUUGCCAAUCCUGAAUUAUUGUGGAGAUUAGCCAGGGCUUCUCAUGAUCUUGCAAAGCUUUCAGUUACUGAUGAAACAAGUAAAAAAUCUUUAAUUUAUGAGGCACACGAAUACGCAAAACGGGCAUUGGCAAGUGGUGGUGAAGAAAAUUUCGCUUGUCAUAAAUGGUAUGCUAUCACAUUGAGUAAUGUAGGAGAUUACGAAGGAACGAAACAAAAAAUCUCAAAUGCUUAUGAAAUUCAAAAUCAUUUCAAAAGAGCAAUUGAGCUAAAUCCAUUAGAUGCCACCUGUUAUCAUUUACUUGGAAGAUGGUGUUUCACUGUUUCUGAUGUUCCCUGGUAUCAGAGAAAGAUUGCGAGUGCUAUAUUUGAUACACCACCUUCCUCAUCAUAUGAAGAAGCCAUUGAUUACUUUGAGCGAGCGGAACGACUGGAUCCUAGUUUUUACAGUAUGAAUCAGUUGAUGAUUGCAAAAGGUUAUCUUAAUCUAAGUAAGAAAACAGAAGCCCGCCAAUGGUUGGAAAAACUUGAAAAGUUUGAUGUAAAAACAGAAGAAGAUAAAACAGCGGUGGAUGAAGCAAAAGAACUGUUAAAGAAAUGUUGACGACAUAUAGGUAUAGUUCUAGGUAUAUGUCACUUCUACUAACACUACUGUGUGGUUCAACCCUUUGAACCAUUAAUGACUUUGUAUGGACCCAAAGUUUAAUCUUAGUUAAUGAAUAAUUACGUUAUUUCUGGACCUUGUUAACAUAUUUCCUCAUAAUAAAAUUUGCAUCCGAUAAGAUAUUAAUUUGCACUUGAUAUAUCACUACAACAGGUGAGAAAAUUGUCUGAACAUGCGCGAAAACAGCGCGUCGUUGUUUUCUGUGGGAAAAUAUAUGUGUUUCCACUUGGUUGAUUUAAAAACGAAAAACCAUUUUGCAGCUGCUGUUUGUGGCCACAAAUCACCACAGCAAUUGGAUUUACUGGAAAAAAUGUUGCUGUAAUACUUUGAUUUUCUUAUUACCAAAAACAGAGCAAAAUAAUGCGUUCAAAAUGUCGUCUAUAAUAGCUUCCAUAGAAUGUGAAAUUCAAACCAAAAAUACCAAC
This is a messenger RNA of Paramuricea clavata, 5806 nucleotides long. The record is from the annotation of a GenBank genome assembly. Lineage: Eukaryota; Metazoa; Cnidaria; Anthozoa; Malacalcyonacea; Plexauridae.